Messenger RNA from Trypanosoma grayi, 1212 nucleotides. RefSeq lists its product as hypothetical. The record is from RefSeq and is a predicted model, not a curated record. The transcript has a single exon. Bases 1 to 1212 code for a protein of 403 amino acids. NCBI's taxonomy places the organism in Eukaryota, Euglenozoa, Kinetoplastea, Trypanosomatida, Trypanosomatidae.
AUGCAGCAGAACGUGAGUUAUGCCACCAAGCGCGCCGACUUGUCCCUCCUUCAUGCCUCGCUGCGGCGCUUUGAGAAGGCGAUGCAAUGCACUAUGGCGGCGAUGAAUGAAGUGCGGGUAGCAUUUGAAGGAGUGAGCGGCGCCUUCAAUGGACUCACUUCAUUGAGCUCGUGUGGCACCGACGCCAAGGUCAUGAUGCAGCGCUUUGCGCAGGAAAUGAAGGAACUGAAAGACGGUAACGCGUUCUUGAUGUACAACAAGCAGGUACACGAGGAAGUGCUUACGCCAGUGAAGAGAUUGGAGGUGGCGCUUUCAGCAACGGAGAUUAACGCUCGCAUGCGCGAUAGUGCACUGAAGCGAUACGAGCAGUUGCGUUCGGAGGUAGAGCGAAAGGAGAGCAGCUACGCAAGAAGUCACAAGAGCCUGGAUACAAGUAAGACCUACAAAAAGAUUGUGGAGUCUCGUGAGAAGGCCCUCAAUGCGUACGAGACUGUGGACAGGGCGUUUAACAAGGCGUUUGAAACCCUUAUGUGGCAAACUGGAUCUGUGGCAGACGUUUCGAUGCACCGUUACAUUCGUCUGAAUAGCGAGUUCCUUAUCCAUGUAGUGCAAGCCCUUGACGGGGCGGCCCCUUUGAGACCGUACGGCGAGUCGCAAUACGCCGCUACCGAAAUUCCUGCAUCCAGUGCCACAACGUGUCGUGGCCGGACAUGUGCUUCCGCGCCCUCUUGUCAUUCAGCUGUGCCCACGGCACUGGACGGCGCAUCAGUUCCUGCGGAAGGUGUGGCUCACGGCGACUCUUUCCGCGAUGCGUCGUCUGUUGCGCUGCAGCAGGUGCAUCACGAGUGUGUACCGGAAUUCAGUGACAACCCAAUCUUCUUCCGGGCAUUCACGCCACAGGCCAACCGUCGCUACCAGGAUUAUUCCGUCAGCAGCUCACUUCAGCCGCCAACUGAGCGAGGUCCUCGUGUGGACGACUCGCACGCACAGCUGCCUGGUGGCGCCGCAGCCGAGGUGCCGCGGCCGCUGAGUGGAUUGAGUGGACUGAGCGGCAGCCGGCCUUCAGUGUACGACAGCGGUGGGCUGCUGGCAGCACAAACAGCGAGAGACAACGCGGCGGGCGUGCCGGUGCCCCCUCUCUGGCGAACACAAGACCUCUACGGCUCUGCAGAAGUGCCUCAUCAACCGGAGUGUCAAUAUAGAGUUUGCUAA